CGAUCACAGCCAACUUCACUCGACACUAUCACAUGAUCGUAGUUGGGGCAGAGCAGGGUUAGGUAGAGGUAUUAUUCAUUCUUCAAUUUAUCAGAUUCUCAAGAAAGUAGAAAAAAUGUUCCGGCAGAUAUUAUGCGUGGCUGUCACGUUAGCUGCAGUUCAAGCCGCUGGGGAACUCACUAUCUUGCACAGCCCAGAGAGUGUGACGUUCCGUGGAGAAGAGGAACUCAGUCAAACCGUGAUGACUGAAGUUUUCACUGCAGCGCUUGGAAACACUCCAAAACUGAGAAGCUCGUGGGAUGGAAUGGCAAUCAACGACAUCUUUGAUCUACCUGAGGCAGUAGUCGUUGUUGCCGUAGAAGGUGUGAAGUCCAUUGAAUCACCCAGUGGUAAACAUUACCCUCUGAUCGAAGAUGAGUCAGAAGAAACGACAUGGCAAGCUUUGAGUGGUCGUCUUGAAGAGCGUGACAAAUCUAAAACGCUUAUCAGAAUUAAUCUUGAAGAUGGCGUAGAUGCUCUGGGACAAUCCGUUCUUGGGGAGUUGAAAGUUACACCAAUCGAUGAAUCAUCUUUGAAAUCGCUUAGUGUAAAAAAUAAGUGGGACAGAGAAUUUUUGGAACAAACACAGCUGCUUGACGCUCUCACAAAGAAAGUAUCGCAAGAAAUAACUGUCGAUGACAAAGCAGAUCUUUACUGGUUCGUCGUCUCCGCACUUCCGGCUGUAAUCGAUGCUCACAGAGAUCAACCAGCUGCAGUUAAAGAAGCUUUCGCUAUUCUCAAUAAUGCUCUCAGCCGUCUCAGUAGCGCAUUCAUGGAUGCUUACAAAGGAAAGGUAAUCAUCGCUGCAUUUACAAACGAUGCCUCUCAUGCUCGACACACGCGUGCUGCAGGAGACGAAGUUACUAGAAGCAUUGACAAUAUAACGCUUUUGAAGAAGCUGCUGAUAAAGCUGGCUGGUUGGAUUCACUCCUCACUUCGUCUUUGCCUUCUUUCCAUCUCAGAAUCGUUACCCAGCCAAAUAUUAUACUAACGACUCAAUCUUUUUACUGAUCAAUUCUUUUAUUUCAUCCAGCUGUAUCCUGGUUAAUAAAUCCUCUAGCAGUCGUAACCAUCUUACUAGAUCUUCUGUUUCAUUCUAUUAUCACGCCACAACUUUGUUUACACCUCAAAACUCUAAAUGCAAGGCUUCACUUCUCACAAUCACACAUUUAUGUUGGCAUUUUUGUAGAGAAACUACACGUUAUGCAAAUCAUUUUGAUUUUUGUACUUCAUCUUUUCAUGAAAGUACAUA
Diprion similis is the source of this 1291-nucleotide messenger RNA. RefSeq names its product ATPase H(+)-transporting accessory protein 2 (gene ATP6AP2). Gene Ontology annotation, molecular function: signaling receptor activity. NCBI's taxonomy places the organism in Eukaryota, Metazoa, Arthropoda, Insecta, Hymenoptera, Diprionidae. Gene Ontology annotation, biological process: positive regulation of Wnt signaling pathway. The coding region runs from base 116 to 1030 and encodes 304 amino acids. The record is from RefSeq and is a predicted model, not a curated record. Gene Ontology annotation, cellular component: membrane; external side of plasma membrane. The transcript is spliced from 6 exons.